Messenger RNA from Cyclocybe aegerita, 588 nucleotides. The record is from the annotation of a GenBank genome assembly. Lineage: Eukaryota; Fungi; Basidiomycota; Agaricomycetes; Agaricales; Hemipholiotaceae.
AUGCAUGGAAGGAAGCCUUGCAAUUUCUUCAGGAGGGAGACAACUGCGACUGCCCUCAGAGAGGUGUUCUCGACAUUCGGUCUCCCUGACCCAGAUAUAAGAGGCCAAACGUCGGGAAACGCUGCGUCUCUGGGUCCGUUCAUCCUCGAGGACCUCCGACAGCGGCCGGCGAAGCUGCUGUACCUCACAGGCGAUAAGAACCGAGAUACUAUCAGUCGCAUCCUCACAGAAGGCGGCAUAUCUUUGGAACCGUUGCAAGUCUACGAAACGCGGGGAUCUUCGACCUUCGAGUCGUCGUUGGCUACAGCUCUGGCCCCUUGCCCGAAAUCCGGAAAACACUGGUGGAUUGUGUUCUUUGCACCCUCUGCUGCAGCAUUCGUGACGCCAAUUUUGCGCAAAUAUUUCAUCCUCGAGAGUAGGAACUCAGAGUCCCAAGGAUUGCUUCCCUCAAAGAUCGCCGCCAUCGGACAGACGACCGAUGCCUUCCUUCAAGAGGACCUUCAUCUCCAUGUCGCUGCCAUGGCGCAGAAGCCGGCUCCAGAGAACCUCAUUUCCAUCAUAAAGCUCCAGGACGCGGAAGAUCCAUAA